Mangifera indica (mango) is the source of this 1938-nucleotide messenger RNA. RefSeq lists its product as uncharacterized. Gene Ontology annotation, molecular function: phosphatidylinositol binding; metal ion binding. NCBI's taxonomy places the organism in Eukaryota, Viridiplantae, Streptophyta, Magnoliopsida, Sapindales, Anacardiaceae. The record is from RefSeq and is a predicted model, not a curated record. The transcript has 5 exons. The coding region runs from base 105 to 1685 and encodes 526 amino acids.
CAAAGAGACGCCAUUUCAGCUCAAAAUCCCUAAAUAAUUUAAUUUCACACAACAUAUUCUAAAAUUCUUAUUCAAUUUAUUCAAAUCCUUCUUUUCUUGAUUAGAUGGGCGACAAUCAAAUGAAUCCCAAGUCCGAUUUGGUUGAAGACGGAGCUCCAGGAUCCGGUCUCCCGAAUCCUCCUCCUCCGCCGGAUGUUAUGGGAACUGAAGAUUGCGGAGAUCAUUCUAAAUCACUACCCGUUGUUGUCUUUGAGAGUAAAAGAGUUGUUGAAUCUAGAGAUGACGAUACUCAGUUAUCUAGAGAAGUUAAUAAGUACGAACAAAAUAUGGAUUCAAAGGCUGCAAAGAAAAAUAUGGGAAAAUACUUCUAUUAUGACUCCCCACAUUACGAAGAUACUGGGAUAUGGAUACCUGUUUCUGUUCCACCAAUGAUGGAAGGCGAUAAUGAAGAGUGGGCAAGGGAGUUUCAUGCAAAUGGGGGUUACUUACCAGAAGGUGACAUGGGGUGGAGCCAAUGCCUUAAGGAAGAUAAGGAGUUGACCAUGUGGGAUGUUAUAGCGGAGAUGUUACUGGUGGCUCGUGGAAAAGUAAGUGCUAUCGCUAAGGGUGAUAUUCAUCGAUGUAACUUUUCAUGGAUAUCAAGCCAUUUACUUGAGCAAGCUUGGCAAGAGAUGGCUCAAACUCUCACUGAGGCCAAUUUUGGUAAUGUAAGUGAACUUCUUGAAGCAGAGCCACCAAAAUGGAUGGCUGAUAGUACUGCUUCUUCUUGUAUGCUGUGUGGUGUGCGGUUUCAUCCUAUUAUGUGCUCCAGGCAUCACUGCCGGUUUUGUGGAGGAAUAUUUUGUGGUGAGUGUUCUAAAGGAAGGAGUUUGUUGCCUGUAAAGUUUCGAGUUUCUGAUCCCCAGCGUGUCUGUGAUGUGUGUUGUGUGCGACUUGAGUCCAUCCAACCAUACUUGAUGAACGAAGUAAGUAAUGCUGCUCAGUUGCCAACCCAUGACCUGACAGACCUCAGUACAUUGAGAUCCUGGGUUAAUUUUCCAUGGGGGCAGUCCAUGGAAUAUGAGAUUUACAAGGCAACAAACACAAUUCGAGGUUAUACUAAGGUUGGUUAUCUAAAGCCUGAGAAAUCAAUUCCAGAUGUUAUUUUACGGCAAGCAAAGGGCCUUGCAAUGGUAUCUAUCGCAAAAGUUGGGAUGAUGGUUACCUACAAUAUUGGAACAGGCCUUGUAAUUGCUCGUAGGGAAGAUGAAUCAUGGUCUCCACCAUCUGCCAUUUCUUCAUUUGGUGUAGGAUGGGGAGCUCAGGCUGGAGGAGAAUUGACAGACUUCAUAAUUGUUUUGAGAACAACUGAGGCUGUGAAGACAUUUACGGGUAAUGCGCAUCUCUCUCUUGGAGCUGGCUUGAGUGCAGCAGUUGGCACAAUAGGACGGGCAGUUGAAGCUGAUGUACGGGCUGGUGACGGUGGUUAUGCUGCUUGCUAUACAUACAGUUGCAGUAAAGGUGCAUACAUUGGGUGUUCAUUGGGAGGAAGUAUUUUUACCACUCGUGCACGAGAGAAUUCCCGGUUUUACGGCAGUCAAUCCAUAACCGCAUCUGAUAUACUUCUGGGAUCAAUGCCAAUGCCACCUGCCGCUGCUAUUCUCUACCGGGCACUUGAAGAUCUAUAUCAGAACUUUGAGCAUUAGUUACAUUGGAGUCGGAAUGAAAUUAUUUGCCUGUAUAUAGGGAAAGAAGUAAAAAGAGAAGGCAGAGUCCUGGGCGUAUGAGACGUUUUGUGGUGAAAGCGUCUCGUGUGCGUGAUAGAUUUUUAGCCACGAUUUGUUGGGUUUGUAAAUACUUUAUAUUCAAGUGUACAGUAUGUUCACAUGAAUUGAUUAAUUGUAAAGCAACGUGGUUAUCGUUCUUUAUUAGAAGACAAGUUAAAAAAUUAUGAAUAAA